AUGCUGCAGCGCUUGCCAUUGCCGUCGUCGCGCCUCUUGCCGUUUUCGAGCCGACUGUUUGUUUAUAGUAGCAUUGGAAGCAUUGUCUACUGCACCCACGGACAGUUUGAAAAUGUCAGCAACGCGUUUUACGCUGGGGCGUGGAGCCUUCCGCUCACCAUCAACGGCGUCGACCGACCGGCCGGUGCAUACAACACAGCAAGCGUCGCCUGCAUCGGGUCGCUCCUGCUUCCAUGGCUCGUCUAUCCGUUGAUGAGCUGCUUGGGCUUUUCUAUUCUGUCAGCCAUGAGUUGCCGAUACCUCUACGACCGUCAAUGGACUCUCGACAUCGCAUGGACUCAGCGCAAUGCACUGCUCUCAGCGACACGCCUUCCGCGGCUGCUCACAAGUCUUCCGCUGGGCGAAGAGUCUGCGAUCAGCAUCGGCAACAAAGUCUUUUGCAAGCCGAGUGCGCAGGCGGUCCUCGGUUUUGCUACGAUCGUCGAGCGCACCACCAGCCGUGUCGAGGUCGCGCUCAAUGUGUGCCCCACACCGAGCGGGAAAGAAGGUGACAAGUGCUUUGCCAAGCUCAAGCUUCUUAAGACGGCGCCACUCACGCUCGUCGUGUCGACGUACGCCUUGGUACCGAUCCUUCUGGGCUGCCGUCGUCCCGCGUCACCCAAGGGUACGAUCACGGGCAACGAAUUCACCGCGGUGACGACGCCCGCAUCGACGACGUCGCUGCGCAAGCUCAUUGGCAGCAAACACUUUGUCUACAACCGCGGUGUUUGCUUGGCUUAA
Saprolegnia diclina VS20 is the source of this 780-nucleotide messenger RNA. RefSeq lists its product as hypothetical. The record is from RefSeq and is a predicted model, not a curated record. The transcript is spliced from 2 exons. NCBI's taxonomy places the organism in Eukaryota, Oomycota, Saprolegniomycetes, Saprolegniales, Saprolegniaceae. Bases 1 to 780 code for a protein of 259 amino acids.